ACGGUAAGUCAGACGUGUAUCUCGCGUCAAACGGAAAUUGUCCUACCCAAACAACUACAACAUGAACAGUCUUGUGAGACAUCGCUUGGUCGAAACGUGUUACAGUGGGAUUAUUUACUGAUGAAUUCAAACGAGGAUGUCAUCCGCGUUAACGUUAGACUUCGAAAAUCAUCAACAAUCUCCAGCGAUGGAUAGUGAAGCUGGCAUCAUCUCCAUCGACCACGGAGGAGAGUGGGACAUAAGCCUGUUCGAUGAGCUGGAAAGCCUGGGAGAUGCAGAUGAGCUGCUUGAGGCCCUGGGGAAUGCUUGCUUCGCCAGUGCGGGUCCAGAUCUGGACUUUGAUAUUGACAUACCCCCUUGGAGUGAAGUGGACUCAAGCAGCACCUGCACAGAUGGUGAGGUGAGUGUGGACUCUCUGUCACCUGCUCACACUCUGAGCUCUGUCCCCUCUCCGGCCUCUGUGGAAGCUCUGUCCCCUUACUCCUUACAAGAUGAAGCCCUGUCGCCACAGUCGCAGCUGUCUCCCGUUUCAGUCUGCUCAGAGUCCAGUGGCUUUUCUGAAAUCUCUCGCCCAGUUAAGACAGCUCCAAAGAGGACCAGCCCGACCACACGAGCCAAACCAGCUCAGCCACUCAAGAGGCCGAUUCAGAUUGGCCCCAAAGUUUCCAUCCAGCCCAAACCGCUGAUUACAGCUGUGCCAUUGGCCCCUGCAGCAGCUCCCCUGCAGACCAAGACAAUCAUCAUCCAGCCCCUGCAGACCACUGUGCUGCCUGUGGUUAAACCAUCUCCGAUCAACAUCCAACCAGCGCCGCCUCCAGGUCGUCCUAUAGUGCUGUCUCAGACAAGCCAGGUGCUACAGAUCCAAACACCGCAGACCAUCACCAGCAAUGUGGUCGCCAUGCCAACACUCAGCCAGGACAGGCCCGUCCCUGUCGCUGCUCCACCUGUGGUCUCUGUCACACUGCGAACCCCUUCCUCAGAUGAUGAUUCGAAGUUGUCCCAGAGGCAGCAGCGCAUGAUAAAGAAUCGCGAGUCAGCAUCCCUAUCUCGGAAAAAGAAGAAAGAGUAUCUGCUCUCGCUGGAGGCUCGCCUGAAAGUGGCGUUGUCUGAGAAUGAGGCGCUCAAGUGUGAGAAUGGCAACCUCAAGAGACAGCUGGAGGGCCUGCUGAGCGAGCAGAACACAGUACUAAAAACAACAGCACCCAAGAGGAGAGCUGUGUGUCUCAUGGCAGUUUUGGUGUUCCUCGUGCUUAAUGUUGGACCAAUGAGUUUGUUUCAGGGUGGCCCAGGCUCCAAGCUGGAAGUAGUUUCCAUGCAGCACAGCGGCAGACACCUGCUGGCCUUCUCCCCAGAGGCAGAAACUCAGGUCGUGAUGGGCCCCGAGCCCCUGGGCAGCGCCCCCUCCGACGCAGCCGACAGUUCUGAGGAUAAGGCCCUGAUGGUGGUGAAGGAUCCCAUCUUCCUCAGACCUCCUCCCCCCUGCCAGCCUCCUGUUAACAGGACCAAGUGCAUAGAGUUGGCCCAUGAGUUGAGGGGCUGGGUCCACCGUCAUGAAGUGCAGCAGACCAAAUCCAGACGCAUGACUAACAGCAAUCACAAGCCCACCAGGACCAUUCUGAAAACAGAGAAUAAGGAGGCUGCCCAGAUUUUAACCGUCCAAUACACAGAAACUACUGAGGAAAAGAAUCCUGGCAGUGAGCUGCAGGUGUACUACGCACCUCAUCACACCUACAGUGACUUCUUUGAUGAGAUCAACCGCCGUGGCGAUACUUUCUACGUGGUGUCUUUCCGCAGGGAUCAUCUUCUACUUCCUGCCACCAACCACAAUAAAGGAAGACGACCCAAGAUGUCCGUGUUGUUGCCAGCCAUGAACAUAAAUGACAGCAUCAUCAGGGACAAAGAGUUCGAGGUGAUGAUGCAAAUUGACUGUGAAGUAACAGACACCAGGAUCCUCCACAUCAGGUCUUCCACCAUCCCACCUCUGCUCCGGGUCAACCACACAGACACAUUUUACCAGCACUCCCCGACCGACAGCCAGGCCGUGCCUCCUGUCGGUGUGCUAAUGGGGUCUGCCUAAGAUCACCAUCAGCACCUGCGUUAACAACAAAACACAUGAAGGCAAGCACAGGAUAAAAUCUCAGCUUGUGUUUUUUUUUUAAAUAUUUGGUUAAUGAAUCAUAUUUUAAGGCUGGUGUGCUCCCACUGACUUUAGGUUUGCUGUUUAGAUGUGAAUGAAUGGGCUCUGUAGAAAUCCUAAGUCAUUAGAAUACAGAGGUAGCUCAAAGGUCAUCCACAUUCUUUAUUAGGACUGAUAUCCAGAGGUAGUCUGUGAUAGGGUCCGAGCAGACGCUUGCUCCUUGUGUGGCAAAACUGACUUCUCCCUGUGACCCCAGACGCCCCACAUAAGGGUAAUUGCUUAGCGGCAGGGGGCAGAGCAUUGAACCCUGAGUCACCCCAUCAUAACACAAAUACUUUUACCCCAUAGCAGCUCCUCGAGUCUGCUCUUUUAUUCCCCUUUAUUUUCAGGAAAGAGUUUAGAAAACAAAUUGGUAUAAACCUAAGAUUUACCUACUUCAAACCUCAAUUAGAGACAGAAAAUACAUUUAUGAUAUCAAUGUUAAGAAUCACAGCAAAUUCUGUGUUUGUAUCUUAGCUAGAAAAUGGAGUGCUGUAAUUGUUUCUCUUUCUCAGUUUGUCUUUUUUGACUCUAAAUAAAGCAAAUUUUAUUAGUGAAAUAGUAAGAGAUGCCAGGUUAAUUACAGGAGGCAUUCAGUAAACUCAGGACAUCAGGUGAUCUGUGAAAGCUAUCAGGCUACCCACUAUGAUUUUGGUUGGUUUCCACUAGGUGCUCUGUUUUUAGCAUUGUAUCGAUGAAAGAUUUCAGUUUUAAAUUUUUGGGUCUUUGCACUGUGCUUUACUUAUGAACAGAUUCAAAUACUGUAUUGUAUUUAUUUCUUUUACAGUAAUGGAAACUUCUGUGGUGUGAUGCAAUUUGCUCGUUUCUACUGUUAAAAACUUCUUCCGUCAGGAUUUAUUGAUUUUUAUUUUUUUCUGAUUAAAUGUUGUGUGAAUUUAUUCUAAUUAAUAUUACAUGGUAGAAACAUACAGAAAAUCUAGAUACUGGGACAGUUCUUUAGUGUCAGUUCACAGAGUGGACAUGAAAAAAAUGUAUCAUCCUCAAAUUUAAAAUCGCCAGUAAAAAAAAAAAAAAACCUGUCAUAAAUAAUCACUAGUGAAAAAUAUUGUUUUAGUCCUGACUUCUCCGUCCUCGGGUUAAAUUGCACUUUUAUUUGGUGCACUUAAGCCUUUCUGAAAAUUGCAAUCUACUAGAAAUUCUUACUUUAAAAAGUAUAUUUUAGUGAACCUUUGCACUAUAAAUGCACAACCUUGGAAGUUCAUUUCUGGUUUUAAAUGCCUUAUUUUGAUGUGUCUCUAACCUUGUUUUGACUACCUGUAAUUUGGGGUAAAAUUAAUAUUAAGUAAGAAACUAUACGUCAUCAGAAUUAGUAACCUUUUUCAUAUUACUGGUCAUUUUCUGUAUAUGUGGAUAAAACUGCAUACUAUACUACUACGACUCAAAGUGCUUUCUUUUCUCUUUGUUCUGUCUACAUGAUUGUACAGAUGGUUAUGUUUUAACUCAACAGAUGCCCAUAAAAUGUUCAGGAAAAAAAAAAAAAACUUGUGUUGUUUUAACCCACGCCUUCUGUGUAUGUAAUUUUUCCCCCUUUGGUUUCAGAAAUAUUUUUGAUUCGCCACAUUGUUUUCACUGCAUCCCAACCGUACUUGGGGACAAGAGUACAAUUAAAAACUUCUGAGGUUUUUUGUUUUGUUUUUGUAUUCUAUUAUAUGCAUAAACCAAAAUAAACACUGGAUUUUCUCUAACUAUA
This is a messenger RNA of Seriola aureovittata, 3887 nucleotides long. It is a transcript of the gene atf6, whose product is annotated as activating transcription factor 6. Lineage: Eukaryota; Metazoa; Chordata; Actinopteri; Carangiformes; Carangidae. The record is from RefSeq and is a predicted model, not a curated record. Gene Ontology annotation, cellular component: nucleus. Gene Ontology annotation, biological process: regulation of transcription by RNA polymerase II; endoplasmic reticulum unfolded protein response. The coding region runs from base 137 to 2077 and encodes 646 amino acids. Gene Ontology annotation, molecular function: RNA polymerase II cis-regulatory region sequence-specific DNA binding; DNA-binding transcription factor activity, RNA polymerase II-specific. The transcript has 16 exons.